CUCUUCCCUCUUCUAAGUUACACACAAACUAUAAGACUUCGGAUGAAAUUUGUGAGAAGAAAUACUAGUAAGAAAGGGAAAAUCUGAAAAAAAAAUUACGUCCCUCCAAUUUCUAGUGAAAGAGAAAAGAAAUCUAAGAAACAAUUGCAAAUUUUCUUAUAGUAAUUUCUAUCUAAAGUUUCCUCCAAUUUCUUGGAAUUAUCUUUCCUUUUUUCCUUCGUUUCCUCAAAUUCCAAAUCCAAACCCAAAUGGAGAGAGUUUAAGGUCUUAAAAUUCCAAAUCCAAAUCCCGUCGGUACCAAUAUCAUUUCUGAAAAAUAGUCUUGCAAGGGUAAGUUGUCCUCCAAGUGUGCGAGGGAGGUGUUUUGAGUUUGGCACCACUGCGGCGACGAAGAAAGCGGCUUACAGGGCAGGGCAGGCAUAGACAGAGAAAGAGAGAAGCCCCCGAAAGUAGAAAGAAUGGAAAGCCGGUGCGAGUUCUGGCUCCCCAAGAAGAACAGAUUCUGUGCAAACACCCCUCUCAACGGCAACUCUAAGUUCUGCGGGAACCACACCACAAGAUCUGAUGGCCAGUGGAUUGCAUGCCCAAUCGACCCUUCUCACACUGUUCUUGAGGAAAAUCUGGAGGGGCAUCUUAGAAGAUGCCCGUUACUCAAACAUAUUCAGUCCUUGUCGCUCCAACCUUUCUACCAAAAGGGCAUCAAUGCUGGCACAAAUGAAGAAGAAGAAGAAGAAAAUACAGUCUCCUUGAAUAACCCCUCUUCUGGGCCAUUGGGUAGCAAUAGCAUCACCUCCGAAAUGAAGAGGAAUGCUGUUUACAGUAUGACUUCAACUCAACUAUCCAAAUUAAUCAGUAAAAUUCAGUCAGUUCAUGCAUCAAUAUGCAAAGAUAUUCAAGACUCAUUCAAGAUACCAGAGGCUUGUGGUGUGUGGAUUAAUAGGGAAGUAGAUGGAAAAUUACCAUAUCAGGAGAAACAUGUCCUGCAACAGGCGUCAAUUCUUGGAAACUUGGAAGAAUUUGGGGUGUUAAAGAAUACCGAUGGGCACAUGUCAAGGGGAGAUUUCCCAUCUGAUGGGCCAACUGUUGAUGAUGCUUGUGUCCCUGCAGUGGUUGAGUUUGGAGCUGGGAGGGGUUACUUAACACAAAUGCUUGCAGACUGUUACGGAAUCAAAAAGGUCUUUCUGGUCGAGAGAAAGUCAUACAAGCUUAAGGCUGAUCGAAGCUUGCGACAGAAAGACAGCUUGAUAUUAGAACGCUUGAGAAUUGACAUCGAGGAUUUGAACUUGAAUGCGGUAGAGUCUUUGCAAGGAAUUCCUUAUUUGGCAACUGGUAAACACCUCUGUGGGCCUGCAACAGACAUGACUCUAAGAUGUUGCCUGGCGAAGAAAUGUACGCAAUGCAAUGUUGCAGGGCACAGAGCAGGUUGUAACCUGAGAGGCCUAGCCAUAGCAACAUGCUGCCAUCAUCUUUGCCAGUGGAAGCAUUACAUAAAUAAGAGAUAUUUAUCAAAUCUGGGAAUAACUAGGCAAGAUUUCCAUGCGAUUACAUGGUUUACUAGCUGGGCUGUAGAUGCAGAUCAUAGUUCAGGUCUUCCUGGCAGUGUUGAUGUAGUGUCAGAUCUCCAAAUCAUUUUCUUUGACAGUGGGAUGGAAGAGGGUGGCAAGGUUGGGCUCGCGGUUGAAGACGUUUUAAGGGAAAUAAAGGCUGUGGAGAGGGCUGUGCUUGGCUUCAUGUGCAAAGAUGUUAUUGAUAUGGGGAGGUUGAUGUGGAUCAAGGAACAUGGCUUAGAAGCUCAACUUGUCAAGUAUGUACCGUAUAGCAUCUCCCCCGAAAACCAUUUGCUAAUUGCCAAAGGGUGAUGGUAACUUUUGGUGUUGUAGCUCGUUCUUAUGUUUGUUGGGAAUAUAUAUACACAUUGGUUUAUGAUGGAUGUUAGUUCCGAGAA
Rhododendron vialii is the source of this 1945-nucleotide messenger RNA. RefSeq names its product tRNA:m(4)X modification enzyme TRM13. Lineage: Eukaryota; Viridiplantae; Streptophyta; Magnoliopsida; Ericales; Ericaceae. The transcript is spliced from 9 exons. Gene Ontology annotation, biological process: tRNA methylation. The record is from RefSeq and is a predicted model, not a curated record. Bases 459 to 1859 code for a protein of 466 amino acids.